This is a messenger RNA of Onychostoma macrolepis, 1079 nucleotides long. RefSeq names its product uridylate-specific endoribonuclease A-like. The transcript has 8 exons. Gene Ontology annotation, molecular function: RNA endonuclease activity. The record is from RefSeq and is a predicted model, not a curated record. The coding region runs from base 22 to 972 and encodes 316 amino acids. NCBI's taxonomy places the organism in Eukaryota, Metazoa, Chordata, Actinopteri, Cypriniformes, Cyprinidae.
UGGCUUAUCAACCGACAGCCAAUGCAUCUGAUCGAAAUCAUAACGUCUGAUACAGAUCGUCUGAAGUCCAUCAUGAAGAUCAUCCUCUUUCUCACCAUCACCCUGAUCUCUCAGGGCUACAGUGCCAGAGUCUCUGACGCUGAGAUCAAGUCUCUGUCUGAGACGCUGUUCAAGUUAGACCAUAACAGGGCCACAGCCACAGAGCUGGUCAUUGAUCCUCAGACACUGAUCUCUUCAUCUGAGACCGGCUCCGAGGAUGACCACUCAUCUCGCCCAUUGUUCAAGCAAGUGAGUAGUACUUUGCUCUCCAAGCCCACGUAUCAAGCUCUGCUGAAUCUAUUAGACAACUAUAGAAGGGUGUCAGGGGAAGCGGAGGAUGUGACCUCACAGGAAGAGCAGGAGCAGGACACUUUCCUCCAAGAGACCAUGAACACUGAUGUGGGCAGGGAGCUUUACAAUUUCCUCCACUCUAAAGGUAUAUACUCAUCACAGAGCGAGUUUAUCCAGGAUCUGAAGAUGAUGUGGUUUGGUCUUUACUCUCGAUCUAAAGGCAAAAAACUGGACUCCAGCGGGUUUGAGCACACUUUUGCAGGGGAAAUUAAGAAAGGAAAGGUGUCUGGUUUCCACAACUGGCUGCAGUUUUAUCUGAAUGAGAAAGAGGGCCUCCUGAAUUACUACAGCCAUAGUUUUAAUGGCCCUUGGACCGCAUAUCCUGAUGUAUUGGGAAUGCAGUUUGAAUGGGAUGGCUAUUUCAAAGAGGUUGGUUCUGCCUUUAUUGGCUCUAGUCCUGAAUUUGAUCUGGCUAUCUACAGUCUCUGCUACAUCACCCGUCCUGGCAAGAAGUGUUAUGUGAGUCUGGGAGGAAACACUCUGGGCAUUCAGACCUAUACAUGGGAAAACAGUAGCUAUGGGGAUGGAAAGAAGUACAUUGCCUCCGCUUACCCUGCCACACCACGAUCAUCUGCCAUCUGAACAUCAGUAUCAACAGACUCACAACCAAAACAACUCAUAUGUAGUCUUCAUUUUUUCUUGGUUGUUCGAGGUUGAUGUUGGACCAAAUAAAACACAAGAAUAGAAAA